Messenger RNA from Ambispora gerdemannii, 708 nucleotides. Lineage: Eukaryota; Fungi; Glomeromycota; Glomeromycetes; Archaeosporales; Ambisporaceae. The record is from the annotation of a GenBank genome assembly.
AUGAAUACGUGUACUACUUGUCAGCACCAAUUAUUCACAGAAGCCUUCUUCCGCAAGGGCAAACUUCUCAAAACCUGCUCUAUCUGCUUAACUAAAAAAUCUGAAAAAGCAGCGAAGCAAGUUUCACCUGUUGACAAUAAAUUAGAAAAUCAAUUUGAAAAUGAGAUGGAGGAGAUUAUUUUUACUGAUAUCAUCAAAUAUGUCUCAAAUAAAAUCACUAAUCUUGAGCAGAAUGCUGGACUUUUUUUUAAUUUAUGCGUUAAGCUUAAUGAUGAUAUAUUGAUCACUGCUCACCACGAUAUGAAACUCUUGCAUGAAAAGCCUAUAGAUCUUACAACUCCACCAGAAAUAAAACAUGAGAUCAUGGAGAACCUCUAUAUGGAUCCUGUGCAGCUUCAGACACAUCUUCACGAAGAUUCUGUUAUUUCUGCACGUCGCUUUUUAGAAAAUCUGAAUAAUAAUAAUCAGUUUUGUUUUGAGUGGAGGAGUGAAUUGGUUACAGCAAUUGGAUUCAUAACUCUUUUGCUAACUAAACUCUUACCUGUUAAUACUAAUGGCGCAGGAUUUCCAAUUGCGUAUUUGUUACUAAAUACUAUGAAAGCAUUCGACAAUAAAGAACAAACAGGGCUACGAACAAAAGCACUUGCCGGCUUUCUUCGCUUUCUUCACAACAAGAGGUUAGAACCGCACUUUGUCUGUGACAUGUAG